Molecule: messenger RNA, 4458 nt
Organism: Rhineura floridana
Lineage: Eukaryota; Metazoa; Chordata; Lepidosauria; Squamata; Rhineuridae
Gene: PPP2R3A
Product: protein phosphatase 2 regulatory subunit B''alpha
Exons: 14
Coding region: 764-4162 (1132 amino acids)
Biological process (GO): protein dephosphorylation
Cellular component (GO): protein phosphatase type 2A complex
Molecular function (GO): protein phosphatase regulator activity; calcium ion binding
Source: RefSeq, a predicted model, not a curated record
CUAGCAUUUAAGACACGGACAGCUAUGAGACACUGAAAUAGUUUCAGGCGGGACAUGCGGGGGGAGCUGGCCCUAAAAUGAAAGUCUCCCGCCUUGGAGUCAAGCAGGGCUCUGUUAUGCUGUACCCGCGGCCCGGCCCUCCUCUUGGCAGGGAACUGCCGCCGCCUUCGCCUCUCCCCUCCCCAUUCUCACUUCAGCGCGCUCUGUAGGCGCCCCCUUCGUUGUACGGAAGGGAGAGGAAAGAGGCAGAGCCUCCCUCAGCCGAGAAGGGUGUAGGACGGCGGAGGGUUGAAUCUGAAGAGCGCCCCAGGAUGGGAGAGGGAGUCACCCCGGCGGCGGGUAUCUUCUACAUUAAUGGAACAGUUGGAUCAUUCAAGCACACUACAUGCUUUUUGCUUCUACAUGGUAUCUGAAUCUCAGUGCAGCAAAUUAGGACAAGAGGAAAUAAUUCCUUCCUUUUUCAUCAAGUGAAGUUCUACAAUUCUACCUCUAACAUUUAUUUAGACUGAGAGAAGGGGAGCAAUGUUACAUUACUAUGGUACACUUGCUGCGGGAUACAACUUUUCAGCAUCUCAAUAAAUAAUGACAUGUAAUCAGUGUGCCUUAAAUUAGCCUUCACAUUACCCUGGUUGUGUUAAGUUUCUCACAGAUAUCUACCUUACCAUUGACAAUGGACUACUCCAUGUUGUAAGAUUAUUUCCUUAGUUAACAAAAUCAGCUUGGAACCAUCUUAGUUCAGUUCAUAGUACUUGAAAUUCACAUUAUGGCAGCAACCUAUAGGCGUGUAGUAACAACAGUUAAUUAUUAUAGCAGUGUUGUGAUAGAUCGUCGACUUCAAGGUGCUGUGCAUUACUGCAGUGGGGCAUGUCAGGUAUUUAAGCAGGGAGCUGUGUGCACAGUAGCCCACCAUAGUGUUUGUGCAGAGCUGAUUAAAGUCCCUAAACACAACCUUAAAAGUUCAGAUCUGACCCGCAGACUUUCAAUGCCUGAAAAUUCCCUUUCUUUGACUGGGAAUGAAGAUUAUCACCAAAUCCUUCCUUGCAAUCCAAGGCUCAAAAAGGGGUCUUCAGUUCAAAGCGCUGGAAGUCUGAAAGAUAUAACUGGAGAAGCCAUAAAUCUUGCUAGUGGAAAAAUAAAAGAAUUUUCAUUUGAAAAACUCCGAAAUUCUUCCAAUCAAGUAACCUAUAGAAAAGGAAGAAAAGUUAAGUCAGAUCCAUUCAAUAGAAGGUCCCUAGAUUUUGACUUGAUCUAUGGUCAUUUCAGCAAUGAUGAAAAUUCCCCUCCUCCCUUUGCCCUGUCACGUAAUUCCUCAGUGGAGGAGAAAUGGCAGGUCAGCAGCACUUCAGCAGAGGGAAAUGUGAAUUCUACAGUUCCCUUACCGAUGCAUACUUUCUAUGAGGAUAGCUUUCUUACACAAAUUUUGGAAAAGCACAAGCUGGAUGGUUCUUCUAGUGGAGAUAUCAAGAUGUGCUUGGACAUCUUGCUCAAAUGCUCAGACGACUUGAAAAAAUGUACUGAUAUAAUAAAGCAAUGCAUCAGGAAGAAAUCUUCAGGUAAUGUCAGUGGAGGAAAUGAGAAUGAUUCCUUAGCCAAUUCUGAAAUUAUCUAUAUGAAUUUAAUGACAAGAUUUUCUUCUUACCUUAAAAAACUGCCUUUUGAGUUUAGACAGCCUGGGCUCACUGAGCCUGGUGACAUGGUAGAACUAAUUAAUAGUUUAUCUGCUUUGCAGCAGUCUCAUUUCCCCCCAAUAUUUGGCAAUGAACAGCCACCUAGAUACGAAGAUGUUGUAUCCUCCCCAUCCUUUGUGACAAGACAGUCUCCCACUUCAAACUUACAAGGUAGCCAGAACAGCACUAACGCAUAUGCCUCAGCAAAACCUAUCCACAUCCCCACUGUAGAUUUUUCUUCAGAUGUUUUGCAUGUCAAUAACCAGCAGGACUAUAUCGAAUCUAGAAAUGAUGCUUGUGCACUACCUCAGUUACUAUCUGUAAACCCGUCAGACUGCAUUUCUCCCACAGAAACUCUGUACAUUAUGGAAGAAUCAGACAGAGAAAAGGAAUUGGGCAGUGUAUCAAGUGCUAAGAGGAGAGGAAGAUGGGAGAAUUCAGAGAGCAGUGAGCAAAGCACUGAAAGGACAGACCCUGCUGUAGAUCCAACUAAAACACCACCUACUGUAUUGCAACCUGUAAUGCUGGCCCAAACCUCUACCCAUGCAACCUCCACCAGUCAAGGCUUUGAUUGUACUGUUCAGAUUUCAAAAGGAGAAUCUAGAAAAAACAAUCAAGAAGAGAUAGACAAACUUCUACUGGAUUUGGAGCAUUUUUCACAGAAAAUGGAGACUACUCUGAGAGAGACUACCACUAAUCAUAGUAAUUCUGCAUGUCUGAAGGGUAUUACCCUAUCUCCCACUCUUGAAAAUAAAGGUAAAGCCCGUUCACCUGUAGGCAAAAGUGCUCCUUCCUCUGCAUCAAAACUCAUGGAAACCAAUGGUCAUAAAAUUGAGGAUGAAGACAAAACCCUUUUAUUGCGAAUCCUGGAGAGUAUUGAAGACUUUGCCCAGGAACUUGUAGAAUUCCGAAUGGGCAAAGGAAGCUUAUCAAAAGAGAAGGAAGUUAUGCACAUCCUUCAGGAAACUUUGGCCACUCCCUCCAUCACAGCUGUCCAGCAAAGCUACAUAGGCACAGUUGCCAAAGAACCUGUCCCAUCACUUAUUCAGCAGAUACCAGAGGUUAUAAAGGUCCAAAAUAAGCAAGAGAAGAAACCUGUGACUACAUCCCCAUCUCCUGCAAAUUCGAUAGUCAGUCCACAGACACUUCUGCCUGUGAACAAAGUAAUUGUUGGUGCCCCUUUGUCCAUAAACAUUCCACGUUUCUACUUUCCCAGCGGACUUCCUAAUGUCUGCAGUAGUCUUGAGGACACAAUUAUCAAGGCUGAGGCAGCCUUUUUAGAGUUUGAAGAUGAGAGGGUCUCGCUUAAUGAAAUGGGGAAAAUUACAAAGAUAUGCUGUUGCCCUCUGUACUGGAAAACGCCCAUGUUCAAUGCAUCAGGAGGACAGCAGACAGGAUUUGUAUCUGUACAUUCGUUUGUAGCCAUGUGGAGAAAGAUAUUACACACCUGCCAUGAUGAUGCAUCAAAAUUCACCUGCCUUUUAGCAAAACCAAACUGUAACUAUUUGGAACAAGAGGAUUUCAUCCCAUUACUGCAGGAUGUAGUAGAAACUCAUCCUGGACUGACAUUUCUCAAAGAUGCUCCUGAAUUCCAUUCCCGCUACAUUACUACGGUUAUUCAAAGAAUAUUUUAUACAGUCAAUAGAUCUUGGUCUGGGAAAAUAUCUCUAACAGAGUUAAGGAAAAGCAACUUUCUGCAAACCCUAGCUCUCUUGGAGGAAGAGGAAGACAUCAAUCAAAUCACUGAUUAUUUUUCAUAUGAGCACUUCUAUGUUAUUUACUGUAAAUUUUGGGAACUGGACACUGACCAUGAUCUUUACAUCAACCGGAAAGAUCUGGCUAGAUACAGUGAUCAAGCUCUGUCAAGCAGAAUUAUAGAGAGAAUAUUCAGUGGAGCUGUGCUUAGAGGAAUUCAAGUACACAAAGAGAACCAGAUGAGCUAUGCAGACUUUGUAUGGUUUCUAAUUUCUGAAGAAGACAAAAGAAGUCUCACAAGUAUUGAAUACUGGUUCCGAUGCAUGGACUUGGAUGGGGAUGGCAUGCUCUCCAUGUACGAACUGGAGUAUUUUUAUGAGGAACAAUGUGAGAGGAUGGAAUCCAUGGGCAUUGAGCCACUGCCAUUCCAUGACUUACUGUGCCAAAUGCUUGAUCUAGUAAAGCCAGAAUGUGAGGGAAGGGUAACACUGCGAGACUUGAAAAGAUGCAGAAUGGCUCAUGUAUUUUACAACACAUUUUUUAACUUGGAAAAGUACUUGGACAAUGAACAGCGGGAUCCCUUUGCUGUGCAAAAGGAUGUUGAGAAUGAUGGCCCUGAACCCUCUGACUGGGACAGAUAUGCUGCUGAGGAGUAUGAAAUUCUUGUCGCUGAAGAGUCUGGCAAUGAACAGUUACAAGAAGGAUCUUUUGAGGAUGACUAUGAAACCGAUGAACUCUUACCUCUACCUGAAAUUGAAGAAAAGUCAGACCACUUAGUUAUCUCAGACCUGUCAACAUAAAUAUAUUGGAAAAGUGUCUCUAAGGUCUGUUAAUAUUAAAUGGAAGAGUCUUGAGUUCUUACAUUUCAUUUGAAACAGUAACACAAUUUUUAAAAAUCAAUAAUUACUUGCUUCUGCAGUAUGGUAACUCCCAACAGUAUGGUGAUGUGUGUGGACAUGUCCUUGCGCAGGCAUACUUAGAAACUGUACACUAACAAGAACAGUAGAUCCUACAACAAAGCACAGAAAAGGGCGGAAAGAAUUCAUGGUUGUAGAACAACAAAUAAUUUAAAAUAAAUUGAAGAAAUUGUUUUUUU